AUGGUACCAAUCAAAGAGGAAGGUCUAAUACCAAUUGUGGAUAUGGUGGUAAUUGUAGGUAAAAGAGGUUGUUACAUGAGUUAUGUUGCUCAGAGAUUGUUGGAAGGAUUGAAAGCUUAUCCAACAAUGUAUGAAGUUAGUGAAAGGUUUAUAUCGAGGAUGACAUUAAUGUGUAACGUUAGAAGGUUUCUUAUUGGAGAUGAUAAGACUUUGGUUGCAUCAUUGUUUCCAGUGGUAUUCACUGGGGGUAAAUUUGUUGGGGGUUUAGAUUGGCUUAUAGCUAUUCAUGUCUUUGGCAAGCUCAUUCCAAUGUUGAAAGAAGCUGGUACUAUUUGGCUUUGA
Molecule: messenger RNA, 342 nt
Organism: Dioscorea cayenensis subsp. rotundata (Guinea yam)
Lineage: Eukaryota; Viridiplantae; Streptophyta; Magnoliopsida; Dioscoreales; Dioscoreaceae
Product: monothiol glutaredoxin-S3-like
Exons: 1
Coding region: 1-342 (113 amino acids)
Source: RefSeq, a predicted model, not a curated record